ACACGAGAAUCAAGUGUAUCCGUAAUCAUUCGCCAUUCAAUCGUACCAUUCACUCAGACCGGUUUUACUUUGAGGCAGUCUAUCGUGUUCCUCCAAACGCGGUACACCAACAACAUGCUGGUCAAAGUGCUUCUUAUUGUGUCAAGUGUCGCGCUUACCAGUUGCGACGUUUCACAUCUGGAACUCGAAGCGACCACGCCGCCUCCGCCCCCAAAGCCUUAUGUCUUUUCAUACAGUGCUGGGAGGUACCCAGGCCAUAUAGAUCGACAGCACGCUGAAGUGAGCGACGGUAGCGGUGUUGUCAGAGGCACCUUCUCCUACGUGGAUCCUAGUCAGAAAGUCCGUAAAGUUGACUACGUGGCUGAUAAAGAUGGUUUCCACCCGACGCUGAGUGAUGCACCACCAGAACACCCGACUGACUCAGAAUCAGUGGCUAAAGCUAAAACCCGUCACUUCGAGCUGUACGCUAAGAUCGCAGAAGAACACGCUCACCACCCGUUCCCUGAUGAAACCACAGUGCCCAGGCAAUCAGCGGCGGUCGCAGCUGCAGCAGCGAAGCACACACAGCUUUUUAGAGUGAUAGCUGAGCAACACGCUCGUAUUGCUGCUGAGAGAGAAGCGUUGCAGCGAGAAGAAGAAGAGAAACAGCACUUGCAAGAACUAGGACAGAUUUCUGCGGCAGAAUAUUAUUAAAUGGACUUUGAUUAAAAACGCGCAAUGGAUCUAUCUCUAUAUUUAUGGACAAGAUAAACUUUAUAUGCACAUAUAAAGGAGUAUGGGUUGCCAAUUCUGUAGAAAUUUCUAAAAGAACAGUAAAAGUAAUUGGCAAUGACGCAUUUAAAAACACUUGUGGUCGCCCAUUGGUCGGAAUUCGACCAUAAUUAAUUUAAAUUAUAAGUUUGAACGUAUAUUACGAGUAGUUAUUAUGUUUGACAUUCAGUAAGAACAAAUAAUAUGAAUCUAUAGUCUAUAAUCUAUUCUCAAUUUGAUUGACGCGCCUUUGUCAAAUAUAUAGUGUGUUUAAUGUAUUUUUAUGCAUUAUUAAAAAAAUAUUAACAUUUGGCACUCCUUUUCACAUCAUAAACUGUGCAAAAUUUCAUAUUCCUCCAUCCACGCAAUUUCGGUAAAAAGGGAUACAACAUUUUUGCUUCACGUAUUAAUAUAUAGAUUUUGUCAGAAUCAUAACUGGGAUAACCAUCCCAGUUAUUUAUCACUAAGAACCACUUAUAUUAGUUGUACUCUAUAGGUACUGCAUUUCAUUUUAUUUUUCU
Melitaea cinxia (Glanville fritillary) is the source of this 1271-nucleotide messenger RNA. RefSeq names its product cuticle protein 16.8-like (gene CPR56). Gene Ontology annotation, molecular function: structural constituent of chitin-based larval cuticle. The record is from RefSeq and is a predicted model, not a curated record. Lineage: Eukaryota; Metazoa; Arthropoda; Insecta; Lepidoptera; Nymphalidae. The coding region runs from base 115 to 693 and encodes 192 amino acids. Gene Ontology annotation, cellular component: chitin-based extracellular matrix. The transcript has 4 exons.